Molecule: messenger RNA, 1993 nt
Organism: Ciona intestinalis (vase tunicate)
Lineage: Eukaryota; Metazoa; Chordata; Ascidiacea; Phlebobranchia; Cionidae
Product: dnaJ homolog subfamily A member 1-like
Biological process (GO): response to heat; protein folding
Molecular function (GO): Hsp70 protein binding; ATP binding
Source: RefSeq, a predicted model, not a curated record
CUAUUUAGCAGGUAAUUUGUAAAAUUUGUUCAAUAACCAAUUUUUUUAAACUUAAAAAACCUGAAAAUGGUGAAAGAAACCAAGUUAUAUGAUGUUCUGGGUGUAUCUUCAUCAGCCUCAGAUCCGGAACUAAAAAAGGCUUAUCGUAAACAAGCAAUCAAAUUUCACCCAGAUAAAAAUCCAGACAAUCCAGCUGCAUCAGAAAAGUUUAAAGAAAUCUCCUAUGCGUACGAAGUUUUAUCCGACCCUAAAAAACGUCGAAUUUAUGAUGAAGGCGGUGAUCAAGCACUUAAAGAGGGAAGUGGCGGAGGUGGAGGAUUCCAUUCGGCACAUGAUCUUUUUGACAUGUUUUUUGGUGGCGGAGGAUCAAGAAGCCGUCAGCCAACUAAAGGCAAAGAUGUUGUUCAUCAACUUCGUGUAUCACUCGAAGAUAUGUACAAUGGAGCCACAAAACGACUUUCUCUUCAGAAAAAUGUUAUUUGUGAUAAAUGCAAUGGACGUGGGGGUAAAGAAGGGGCAGUAAGCAAGUGUAUGACUUGCAGGGGGAAUGGUAUCCAAGUGAGAAUUCAACAAAUUGGCCCAGGAAUGAUGCAGCAGAUUCAGUCCACAUGCCGUGACUGUGAUGGAAAGGGAGAAAGGAUUAACGCCAAGGAUCGCUGCAAGACUUGUCACGGAAAGAAAGUUGUGAAACAAAAUAAAAUUUUGGAAGUUCAUGUUGAUAAGGGUAUGAAUGAAGGUCAAAAGGUUGUCUUUCAUGGUGAAGGAGACCAAGAACCUGGACUUGAAGCAGGGGAUGUGGUUAUUGUUCUCGUCGAAAAAGAGCAUCCCACUUUACACAGAGAAAAUGAGGAUUUGUUGAUGAAGAUGGACAUCAACAUCAGUGAAGCGUUGUGUGGAUUCUCACGAGUGAUUAGAACAUUAGAUGGCAGAGAUAUUGUUGUCACCUCUCUUCCUGGUGAAGUGAUAAAGUAUGCGGACAUUAAAUGUGUACAUGGAGAAGGCAUGCCAAUAUAUCGAGAUCCGUUCCAGAAAGGUCGUUUGAUCAUUCAGUUCAAAGUGAAUUUCCCAGAGAACAAUUGGAUCACUCCUGAUAGUAUUAAAAAAUUGGAAAAACUUCUUCCAAGUAAGGAAGAAGUAAUCAUCACUGAUGAUAUGGAAGAAGUCAGUUUGCAAGAAUGCGAUCCUAACCAUCGAUCCAAAUCAUCUGGAAGAAACGCUUAUGACGAAGAUGAUGAGGAUGGUCCUCACGGAAGAGGGAUGCAGUGCCAAACUCACUAAAAUAAAAACAUCUAUGUCCCGUUGGUCUUGGUUCUGUCACUCAAUUUACAUGUACCUGGUUCUUUCACUGGUGUAAUUAUAUGGUUGGACAUUUUAGUUCCCAGCUGUGCAAAAAUUCCAAGUUCUUUGUCAGAAAUUCUAUCUUAUAAAUUAGCAUUUCCAUGAAGGUCUAAAUCUCCCACAACCUCACUAUUGUGCUAGAGUGUCAGCAUUAACUAUUUGUUUUUGAGUUCGAUAAAAAAUGUAUAUACCUGGGCUUUAAAUGUUAAAAAAAUAUUUAACUUAUGACUUCUGAUUAAAUUGUAGGCAAUUUUUUUUUGUAUAUAAAAACCAUUGCACGCUUACACAAAAGUAGUGUUUGGUUUAAAAAUGCGAAUUUUUAACUGAUUCAUUCUCCCUUGUGCUCCUCUUGUUUUGUGUUUUUCACAUUACUCACUUUCCUGUUUGAACCAACCAAUUUCUACUGAUACCUUUAUGGAACAGCUGGCUCAUUUUAGUAUCAAAUAUAAAUUGAGGAGUGCGAAUGUACGAUAUUGUUUUAAUGUGCACACUGGUUUUAAUUGUAGUCCUGCCUAGCCAGUAUUGGCUAUGUGUAAAUGUCACAUCCAAGUUCUCAUUAGUUAAUUUUGUUUCUGCAUUUCAAAUUACCUUAAUAUUAUGCUGAUACCCUUUUGAGAUAUUGUGUUGUGACCAAACAUCAAAACUCAAAUUAUGA